CGGACAGACGUACUUUUAUUGUUGUAUUCUUUCAAAAAAUAUACGAAAAUGUUACCUCUAUUUCACUUAGCAGUGUUGUCCAUUAAUACCUUUACACUGUGGCACGAUCAAAAAUAUGUAGAUUUUCCAUUCAGAAAGGAAAUUUUAGUACUGGAUUUGCCAUUGAAACGAAGGGUAUUGAUGCUCACUUUUUGGGGUUUGACACUUCAGACCCUGUACUUCGCAGUUGCCCUACUGAAUGACAUCAUCGGCACCAAUGAACGAUCACCGAAAAAAGCGCCUUUCAUCAGAAAAAUAAAGGACGCCCUUUUUAGCCUGGCUUUCCCUGUAGCUCUCUACGUCACCGGUGCAUUCUGGACAAUAUACGCUAUUGAUAAAGAAUUGAUAUUUCCUGAAGUUAUAGCAAAAGUAAUACCUGUUUGGGCCAAUCACGUAAUGCAUACAUUCGUCAGCGUAUUCAUUACUGUUGAACUCCUCUUUGCAGCAAGAACUUAUCCUUCCAGAAAAGUCACAGUUUCUUUAACUUUCACAUUUAUUUUGGGAUAUUUGAUUUAUUUGCAUUUGAGUUAUUUAAAAUGUGGUGUUUGGAUUUAUCCUCUAUUAGAUGUACUUCCUUGGCAUUUGAGAACUGUGUUUUUUGUGCUAAGCACUCUUGUUGCUAUGUUUAUAUCAAUCGUUGGAGAAAAGUUGGAUUCUAUCGUUAAUCCAAAGAAAGAUAACGCAAAACAUAAGAAGCGAUAAGGGUAUUAAGUAAAAAAACAUUAAUCGAUUCAGUCAACCCACUUUAACUCAAUGAAAAGGAAUUUGAAAUUCGUUUUUUGUUUCGAUAAUUCAACCACUACAAGAAGUGCAAGAAAGUCACCAGUCUUACUGACGUGGAAUCGAUAUAGACUGAUCAUGUUUUACUACACUUAUCGCAUUAAACCGAUCCAAUAGCGUCGGUUUCCCCGUGUAGUACGGAUGUAUUUAAUCCACAGAACAAUAAAUACAGUAGAAGUGGUUAAUUAGCGUCCAACGCGUGCCAAUUAUAAUAGGUCUCGAAAAACCUAUCUGAGCUCAGUGCGCCAUUUUCGCUGUACGGUAUGAUUGUGUCAUUCUUUCGUACAAAUUCUCUAAAAUCAUAGAAAAAUGCCUUAUUGUGCUGUUUUGAAAUACAAAAAUGAUAGCCCCGCCAAAAAAAUUACCCGUGAUGGUAUUUCCUAUCAUUGGAAAGUCUUAUAUUAAUAAAUAUUAAAUUUUCUGUUCAUCGAUUUUUUUUGAUACAAGAAACGAAAGUAAGCCCCUGCAAUAUGGUCGCUUCUUGUUUGGAGGACUAAAUUAAUAAUUCCAAUUCGUCGACGUUCCGUAACGAACCGCAGAUGGCAGUACAUUGAUUGAAAUUUCAAUAUAAUAUCAGAACGUCGUAACUUGCAAUAAUAGGUAUUGAUGAUAUUGCACUUUCGACGAUAUGCCAACAUGAUAAACUUUAAAUUAUAUUAACAAUCCAGAAUUUGUUAUUCCUUUUUAAAUUUGAAACUACUACCAAUCAAAUAGAAUACUACGCAUUAGC
This is a messenger RNA of Hyposmocoma kahamanoa, 1549 nucleotides long. RefSeq names its product androgen-induced gene 1 protein-like. The record is from RefSeq and is a predicted model, not a curated record. Lineage: Eukaryota; Metazoa; Arthropoda; Insecta; Lepidoptera; Cosmopterigidae. Gene Ontology annotation, cellular component: endomembrane system; membrane. The transcript has 2 exons. The coding region runs from base 49 to 741 and encodes 230 amino acids.